AUGAAGGCUCUCUCACUUCCCCACCUCCCUAUCCUGGGGCUGCUGGUGUGGGUCGAAUUGCUGUGUCUGGACGAAGCCAUCUAUGAGAAGAUCCAGGAUGUUGUCAGCUCCCUGAGCUUCGCUGUCACCCGCUGCAGGUGUGAUUCUGUCGUCUGUGGCUAUUGGGAGGUGCGUCCCGAGACCACCUGCCGCUGCCAGGAGGCGCGCGGGCGUGGGGCGCGGCUGGACAGGAGCGCGCUGCUGGGCGUGCGGCUGCUUCCUGAGGUCACUCGGGCGGGGGGCGUGUCCAGGCCUCUUGGGGCGAGUACCUCCAGCAGCUCCCGCGUCAGCGUGGACCCCUGA
This is a messenger RNA of Myotis daubentonii (Daubenton's bat), 342 nucleotides long. RefSeq names its product resistin (gene RETN). Lineage: Eukaryota; Metazoa; Chordata; Mammalia; Chiroptera; Vespertilionidae. The record is from RefSeq and is a predicted model, not a curated record.